AUGUGUGCAAAAUCGAAGACAAACACGCUUUUGGACAAGAGCCCUGAAGCUUUCCCGGAGGCGCGUGGCGACGAAGUCUUGGCGUUCCAGCUUCAGAAGCUUGUGGCCGGCACGAGCCACCUGCAGGUCCACGCCCAAGCCUCCCUCAAAUUUCUCCUCCGCAAGAAGCUGCGGCAAUCCCGGGGUGAGAAUGAGAAGACACCGUCCACUCCUACUCCGUUGCCCCUGCCAAAAGAGUUGCAGGAGCCAAAGGACGAAGUCAACGAUCUGGAGCACGAGACCCAUUCUUUCAAUCGGCAGAUUUCCGCACCUGCCGCCGUCAACAAAGAACUGAGUUUAAAGGAAGCUCUGAAGAAGUCCGAUGAGAAGAAGAAGAAGGGCGUGCAGGAUUAUUCGCCUGCCUCAGAUGUGCCCAAGAUGCGGCGCGAAGCGAAAAGCACCGUACUCUUCCCACAUGCGAGCACGUAUCCAGGAUGUGGACGUCAGCUGCCAGCUUAUUGGCCGGAAUAUGUGCUGGACUUGUUCCAGAAUGUCCGUCGCGAACAGAUGCCCCCCGUGUCCCCAGCGGAAUGCGGCUUCAGGCUGCUUUGUGGCUCCCACCAGAUGCCGCACCCACAGAAGGCGUCCUCUGGCGGGGAAGACAGCUACUUCUUGUGUGCGAACGGCAGCGCUGCAGGUGUGGCCGACGGUGUUGGAGAGUGGCAGUGGCGUUUUGGUCUCGACCCAAGAGCUUUUGCAGAUGAGCUCAUGCAGGGUGCCCGCACCACCGGAGAACAGACGCAGUUCCAGGCAGGCCUGGAAGCCGAAUCUCGAGCUAAGCUGAUGCUCUCUGAGGGCUACAAGACCACGCGUUCCUUCGGCUCCGCCACGGCCCUCGUGGCGGCCUUGGAUCCGACCGGCCAGCCGAAGCUGGGCGUGGCGAACCUUGGCGAUUCCGGGCUGAGGGUGCUGCGCUGGAAGUCUCCCAGCGAGUGCACCGACCAAAGCCCUGGCGUUUUCGUGGCCCAUCGCACCUGCGAGCAGCAACAUGCCUUCAACUGCCCCUAUCAGUUGGCUCGUCUCCCAGAGCCGAAGGACUACGCGGAUCUGCGGGCACAGGGAUUGAAUUCCCUGGUGAAGGCUGUCGAGAAGUCUGGAUCUGCGAAGCAGGACACGCCAUGCGAUGCGGACACUUACACCUUUGAGGUACAGGAGGGAGACGUGCUGCUGCUUGGUACCGAUGGCGUUUUUGACAAUCUUCACGACCACGAGGUGUGCGAGUUGGCGCAGGCUCCAUUGGAGGCCGCAUUUCGCAACAGAGAGAAAGCUACGGCUUGGUCGAUCGAUCCAGCCAGGCUGGCCCAUGCCUUUGCCGAAGCCGCACGGGCGCGUUCGCAGGACAGCUCGGCGAAGACCCCAUUCGGCCACUGCGCGCGCAGUGCCGGGCUCCAGCACAUGGGCGGCAAGAUGGAUGACAUCACCGUCGUGGUUGGGAUGGUCGUGAAAGUCUGA
This is a messenger RNA of Symbiodinium sp. CCMP2592, 1491 nucleotides long. The record is from the annotation of a GenBank genome assembly. Lineage: Eukaryota; Dinophyceae; Suessiales; Symbiodiniaceae.